Messenger RNA from Coniophora puteana RWD-64-598 SS2, 2121 nucleotides. RefSeq names its product NADH:flavin oxidoreductase/NADH oxidase. The transcript has 8 exons. The record is from RefSeq and is a predicted model, not a curated record. Bases 45 to 1157 code for a protein of 370 amino acids. NCBI's taxonomy places the organism in Eukaryota, Fungi, Basidiomycota, Agaricomycetes, Boletales, Coniophoraceae. Gene Ontology annotation, molecular function: NADPH dehydrogenase activity; FMN binding.
GUUCCGAACGCCAUUUCUCUCAGCAUAUCAGCACCGCCGCUGACAUGACCAUCUCUGGCACCCCCUCGCUAUUCACGCCCAUUCGCGUCGGCGAGCUUGACUUGAAGCAUCGCAUCGUUCUCGCUCCUCUCACGCGUUUUCGAGGGUACGAUGACCACGUUCCUGGCCCGCAAACCGCAACAUACUAUUCACAGCGGGGCAGCACGCCAGGAACACUGCUCAUCACGGAGGCAACCUUCAUUGCUAGCAAAGCCGGCGGAUAUCCUAAUGUCCCCGGAAUCUAUACUGAUGCGCAGAUCAAGGGGUGGAGGGAGGUCACCGACGCUGUUCAUAUGAAGGGCUCUUACAUCUUUUGCCAGCUUUGGGCGCUCGGCCGCGCCGCUGACCCCGAGUUCGUUGUGUCCAAGGGGAAUGAGCACGUCGGCGCUUCUGCUAUCCCACUUCAAGAACACUUGGACGCAGGUCACAACAAACCCCCACGUGCGCUGACGAUACCCGAAAUCAAGGAGUACGUUCAACUUUACGCGACUACCGCACAGAACGCGAUCGAGGCAGGCUUCGACGGAGUAGAGAUCCACGGCGCGAACGGGUAUCUCAUCGACCAGUUCCUGCAGGAUGUCAGCAAUGACCGCACGGAUGAGUACGGCGGGAGUAUCGAGAAUAGGACGCGCUUUGCGUUGGAGGUCGUUGAUGCUGUCGUUACAGCAGUCGGUGCGUCCAAGGUGGGGAUUCGCAUGAGCCCCUGGAGCGAGUUCCAAGAUAUGAGGAUGGCCGACCCAAUCACGACGUUCUCGUACUACGUGAACAAGAUCAAAGAACGCAACCUUUGCUACAUCCACGCUGUCGAGCCACGCAUCAAGGGCUCUGAAACGGCCAUUAAAGAAACGGGAAUCGAGUCUAAUGAUUUCCUUCGUGAGAUCUGGGUUGACCGUCCAUUCAUCGCCGCAGGCGGCUUUACCCGGCCCAAGGCGUUUGAGACUGCUGAGCAGAAGGGCGGGCUCGUUGCAUUUGGGAGACUUUUCAUCGCGAACCCGGAUCUACCCCGUCGCUUGAAGGAGGACAUCCAAUUGACCGCCCCAAUUAGAGCCAAAUUUUACUUGGUUGGCAAUCAUACGCCCGAAGGCUACACGGAUUGGCCGUUUGCCAGCGACAAUUGAAUGGUCUGCUCUGUUUUUCGUGUACUGAUAUGGAUGAAGACAGUUAUAAGUACUGUAAACGAACGGAAAAAUGAUAUCGCUGAUUUGAAUCGCAUGUAUUCGAAUUCUAGCUGUAGUAAAUAUAGGCACACAGGGAUAUGGCAUCACAUGAACCAGCUGGCUGUAAAUACGGUGUGCUCCUAUUCUCACUGACUUAGGGCCGGGAACCUCUCAAUCUUCGUAACCGUAGUAACCGUAGAUGAACUUGCUGUAUUCGAUGUUGCAGAAGUAAAGAUCAAUGUCCCGUUUUCUGGGACAAUAUCCAGGCAGUGAAUCUCGAUGGUUGGGUGCUGACCUGGACCGUCAAUGUGUACGGCGGGAGAUUUCUUUGGUAAAAUGCACGGGCGCUGACUACCACAUGCCUCGCAAGGUUGCAGAGCCGCCCCAGAUUCAAUGAAGCUAGGGGCUGGUGUGGGCUCAUCAAUUCGAAGAGCCGUCCAUUCUUGUCCGGCCUGUCCAACGGAUGCCAGCUUCAACAAGGGCUUUGGGACUUCAAGACUGCUUAGUGUUAUCGCCAAGGGGCUAUUUGGCCACAUAAUCCGAACCGUAGGUUCCUCUUUGUCUCUUUGAACCCUUUCCACGCUCCAGCUAACGGGGUAUGGCGUUGCAAUUACCUGAGCGUUCAUCUGCACCGUCUCACAGGUAAGAUACGUCCCCGAAAGUACGGAUUUGAUGGAAUUUCCAGCUCCAAAUGGAAAGAAUUCCCAUUUUUGGUUGUCCCCAUGGUGUGCAUCGUACGCUAUAACCGUUUUGUUAUCGCGUGCAGCCAGAUCCAUGGUCUUUGUUCCCUCAAACUGGAAAAGUCUAUAGAUUCCUGCGCGCAUCGCGCCACUAGUAUUCUCCGUGUUGCAGAUAUCUGAGCAAGACGCUGUUGGCUGUAGUUGGACGCUCGAAUGAUACUCCUCGAUGAUGGUGGCCUCGCCAG